ACUGUAACCAGCGAUAUCGAUACAAACAUGCUCCACAUUUUUGACUGUUGUGAUUUCGAAAUCUUGCGAACCUUUCGGUUUUGCUUCUCCUUUUCGGAUAGAAAUUAGUUUAAUGCUUCAUUAUGUACGGCAUCAUGUAGGGGAAGUACCCCAGGAUCAUUCGCUUUUAUUUGAUGUUCGUGACUUAGUGCCAGACUUUUCUAAGCAUUCUUAGCAUUUAAUUUGCUUGUUGCUAGUUAUGGUUUGGCAAUUCUCCUGAGACUCUGUGGCGGACUGCUGUUACCGUUUUUACUGUUUGCAACGUUUCCAGUACUCCGGGUCCAAAAUGAACGGCCCCAGAUAUCCUCAUAAGGUAACGAUCGUGCGUCCAUCGCUUGCGACGUCUGUCUCUAACGAUCAAAAUCGGAGAGCACCUAAAGAAACUGGAAGUGUCUCAGUGGUGACGUCUGCGGCAGUAACCGUUGAGCGAAAGAAGGAAAAGAAGAAGGCUAUCAAAACGCAGGCUGAAAAUCAACCCUUGCAGGUUAAAAAAGCACCUGGAAGGCGACCGAAAUCUCACAAAGAUGACGUACCACCUGCGUACGAGGUCGAGAAAAUCCUGGGAAAGCGGGUGUUGAAUGGGGAAUGUCAGUAUCGAAUUCUCUGGAAGGAUUAUCCCGAGUCUGAAGCUUCUUGGGAGCCAGUGACCAAUUUACAGUGCGAUGAUAUUCUGGCGGAAUUCGAAGCGGAGGAACGCAAACGGCGCUUGCAGAAACGGCGAUUUGGUGGCGAAGUAUGGGAGGAUGUACCCGCGGAAAAUCCUGAGCCACAAGCUAAGCGAGCAAAGUCGAAUAAUGAAAGUGUCAGUGGCGCUUCCGCUUCUUCAGUGGAUUUUGAUCGAAAAUGGGAUUAUCUGACCUCUAAGCUAACCGAUCUGGUUAUUCAAACUCCCGAUCGAAUCGAUGAGUUUUCCAAAGGAGUUUGGAGCAAGUUUGAGAAAGUGGCGCAGACAGGCGAGAACGUGGCGCUGCCUGGGGAUAAUCAUUAUCGGAACACGGCGCCCAAGCGCGUUGUUAAAACGGUGAAAAACGAUCUUGGAGAUCUGUUUGCUGUGAUGGAAUGGGAAGACGGAUUCCAGUGUCAAGUGUCAUUCCCGGCAGCCACUGCUCUUUAUCCUACGGUGUUUGUGCCGUGGAUGACUGGCUACGUCAAAACGCACUAUGCUGGAGUGGCACGGAAAAUCGUAGAGCCCCUGAAAAUUCCAGAACCUACCAUUGAAAACUCAGUGGAACCUGUCAGCGAAGCGGAAAGACUGAAUCCAAACGCAUCGCAAUGGGAUCGACUGCAACUUCUGCAGAAGGGAGUCAUUGAAACCCAGUCCAAAUCACCGGUAAAAGAAGCUGUGCAAACCGAGGAGUUCCUAGCAGUAGAAGACGCGCGUGUCACGAUGCCGGAAACGGUUUCCGAACCCUUAGCGACCACUUCUGAAAGUUCCUCCUCUUCUAGUGCAAGGACACCUAUGGUGCAAACAAACUUUGUUAUGCGAUUACCAUCCGUGCCAUCAGGAAGGAGUAUUCAAGAGCCUCGCUUAGCUGUUCCCUUAGAAAAAGACCAUUUGAAUGCAGACCUUAUCCGUAGGGCUCAUCCGUCACCAUCCAGAUCCACAGUGACUGCUUCUGAAGAAUCAGUUACGACACCGGUUCAAGCACCGCGUUCCAGCGGUAGCAGAUCCCCUCCGAAAAGCCCUCAACAUCGGCAUUCUCCUCCGAAAAGCCCUCGACAUGGGCAUGAUUCUUCAGCGGCAAAAAAUUCACAAGCUACUAUCCGUACACUGUUGGGCGGCAGAGAGAAAAUUCCAGUUGUUUUAAUGCCACAAGUGGGUUCUGCUGCGUACAUAAUGAAAGCAAAGAAGUUGUCGCUCUAUAUUCCUUUGCUGAAAUAUGUUGUGAAGAAAAUGGAAUCCUUACCAGGUCGGCAAGAUCAACUGCGGCGGUCGAAGUUGCUUUUGGAUGUUGCUUUGGGCACGUCGCCACCUUCAUCCUAUGCGUUGCUGGAGAAGUGCGACGACAUACUUAUGCGUUCCAGAAACUGGUUACUUCGGGAAGCUGGUGAGAGAGCUGUGGCGGUGAUUAAAGAAGUGGACAGUCAUUUUGGAAGUGAUACCGGUUCACCGCCUAGUGCACAACGACCCGCGUCUACCAUGACAGAAUCUGGGCCUUUCGCUUCACAAGAGUCUUCAGCUGGUUCUGCGAUCGAAGCCAGAAGAUCUGCAACUGAAGAACCGGGGCCUUCAGUCGAGCGAACGCCGCCGGCAUUAAAGGAGACCGUUUCGACGGUACCGGCUUACACGAUCGUUCGCAGUACAAUAGACACCCUGGCACCUAAAGCUCAACCUCUUGCGCCUACCAGUCUUCCGGUCGCACCCGUACACACUCCGCAAGCGUUUUCAGCCAUUAUGCAGCAAACUCCUAACCGGGUUAUGACCAUGCGACCUACAAGCAUGCGCCCACCCGUUCGGUCGCCAUCGGGACCCGCCACCGUCAAUCCUGCACCGCCCCGUUAUGCCUUCCUUCCCUACACUCCCGGCGACACUCGGAUAGGAGCAGUUAGAUCGGUUUCCAUGCCUCGUAGUUUUGCGGAAAAGAUUUUUCAAGCACGACAGAUGGUAGCUAAUCAGAGAUCCGGUGGACAAAUUUCGACAGCAGCACCAGUGAACCAAAUGGGCCAGGCACCUGCAGUGCCCAUUCAACCCGGGACGUCAGCAGCGGCUGUCGCAGCCAGUGCAGGGUGUUCAAAUUCGGUCUCGGUGCGAACACCCCAGGGACAAAACGUAGGCAACAGAACGCAUGGCAUGCUGCAACCCCGGGCUAAUGGAAGUGGGACACCGCCAGCUGUCCGACCCAGAGCUCCGCUUUCACCCAGGAUGCCGACGAUCCCACCGUCGUUCGGCGCUCUUAGUGUACAGGAAUGGACGACUUUGGCAAAUUCUGGAUAUGUUUUACGCUCGCAGAACCAGACAAACUUACCGCCUGGAGCACCCGGACCAGUUUCCACGGCUGCACCUCGUAAUAAUAUUCCCCCUCCUGGAACUCCCCAGGCUUCGGGAAGCAACGUAAGAAAUGCUCCGGCGGUCCGUCAGAUUCCUCUUAGAGCGCCCGGUGCUCCCAAUUUACCAAACUUAACACCAAUGUUAACGCGUCUGUGUGGACCGAGCAGUAUUACGAAUCCCCCGAGUCACCUGCCACGACUUAAGUCGCCCUUUUGUAGAUAUCGGGAACAGAUGAUGCAGGGUAUGAUUGGAACACCAUCAGCGGAAGCUUCUGCGAUAAUUGAAAAGCGGCUGAAUCUGCAAUGGAGUCGUAUGACACCGGAGCAGCGGCAACCUUAUGUGAACGCUUAUGAGAUGGAAAAGAAAGCGAGACAGACACAGAGUCCCGGCAAAAACAGAAACACACCCGGCCCUUCCGGUCCCGGGAAACCAACGCAGUGACAUCUGCAUGAUAUUCUGUUAUUUGUUUGAAUUAAUUUAUUGCUUGCAUUUCCUUCUAAACACUUCUUGCAGCACACCCGGGUAGCGCGUGAAGCAGUUUCUUCUGUCAGCAUUUAUAGUUUUGAAUUGCAUUUGAAUUUUUGUUUUUAAAUUACUGUAGUAUUUGCUGUUGUUGUUAAUCUGCACUGCACUUGCUUUAGAACUUUUACGUUAUAUUCAAAUUUCGCCUGUUUGAUAUUUUUUACAUACGUGCGGUUGCAUUGUUAUUUAUGCCGAAGUCGCUCUCCAGCAUCUUAAAUGAAGGUGUCUAAAUUGCUGAUUAGAACUGAACAAUGCAUACCGCCAUACUGGUAUUUUACGUUGUACUUCGAAAAUAAGAGCGUGAAAACGUUGAUUAUUGCCUUUU
Messenger RNA from Paramacrobiotus metropolitanus, 3875 nucleotides. RefSeq names its product proteoglycan 4-like. Bases 326 to 3469 code for a protein of 1047 amino acids. The transcript has 15 exons. Lineage: Eukaryota; Metazoa; Tardigrada; Eutardigrada; Parachela; Macrobiotidae. The record is from RefSeq and is a predicted model, not a curated record. Gene Ontology annotation, biological process: negative regulation of transcription by RNA polymerase II; chromatin organization. Gene Ontology annotation, cellular component: pericentric heterochromatin. Gene Ontology annotation, molecular function: chromatin binding.